UCUCCUAAUACGGCUACUAGUUAACGACCUUAAUGACAAAGCGUCCCUAUUGUUAGCGUCUGUUUACUGCGAUACCCCUCAUAUUGUCAAAGAAACAUAAAUAGGAAGUGCUGAGUUAACAUUCCUUUCAAGAAAAUGAGAUGGAGGAUAUUGGUGAAAAAAGACAGAACGACAGAUAUGAUCGUAUAACCGUUGCCUGUCUGGAUAUUUUCAGGCAUAUAUAAUAAAUAAAAAUCGGCAAUAUAAACAUUUUAGAGAUCAAAGAGAAAAAGCAGAGAUUCUUUGUAAGGUUCAAUAUGGUCUGUAGCCAGGUGACAGCACCUUCUUUGUGUAUACAGAGGUAGAGCUACUGGGCUUUAACUAUUUCCGAAAUUGAGGUGAAUCCUCUGUUUAUAGGAAUCCCUGAAUUCACCCUGGAUCAUAUUGUUUAAAUGCAUCCGUGCUAUAGGUUAUAGAGCAUCCUAGGAGCACCCUCCAUACAUGAUUGGGCUUAAACCACAAAGUAUAGAUACCUAUCUCCUUUAGAUUCAGAAACAAUGGAUGUAAAGGAAGGCCAGACAAAGGAGAAGAGCUUGAUGGAGUGGACGGUGGUGUUGCUGAACUGCUUGGCAUUAUGUAUUGGCACCACUUCAGGGCCAUUGUCACUCAGGUUUUACUUCGUCCAUGGAGGAUCUAGUAGAUGGCUGUGUUCCUGGCUAGAAACUGCAGGGUGGCCCAUUCUCAUUCUGCCCCUCUGCAUACUAUACAAAAGGCAACCAGAUGUUCAACAUGUUACUUUCCAUCAAUGUCUUGCUGCUUGUGCAAUUGGGCUCAUCACAGGGGUGGAUGAUUACAUGGAUGCAUGGGGAGUCUCUUACCUGCCUCUCUCUACAUACUCCUUGUUGAAUGCCACUCAGCUGGCCUUCAAUGCAGUCUUUGCAUUUCUCUUGGUGCGUCAGAGAUUCACCCCUUAUUCAAUCAAUGCUGUGAUUUUGCUCACCCUGGGCUCUGUCUUGCUUGCCUUCCAAACCAAGAAUGACAAACCCAAAGAGGUCACAAACAAAGAGUACAUAUUGGGUUUUCUUUUGACAAUUGGUGCAGCUGGGCUCUAUGGAUUAAUCCUUCCUAUCAUUGAACUUGUGUACAAGGGAAGCAAGUGCAGAGUAACAUAUGCUCUGGUGAUGGAGAUGCAGCUCAUAAUGUCAUUUUCUGCAACUAUGUUGUGCACAAUUGGCAUGGUAGUGAACAAGGAUUUUGAGACCGUUGCAAGUGAGGCUAGGGCAUCUGAUGUUGGGGAAGUUCAGUUCUACGUUGCUUUAGUGUGGAAUGCAAUCUCGUGGCAGCUCUUCUUCAUUGGGGUGUUUGGUGUCAUAUUUCUAACGUCUUCUCUGUUGAGUGGCAUCCUCAAAACUGUGUUUAUUCCAGUGACACAAGUGUUGGCAAUUAUUAUAUAUCAUGAGAAUUUCAGCGGGGAGAAGGGGCUCGCUCUGGCACUGGCCUUAUGGGGUUUUGCCUCAUAUUUAUAUGGGGAGUAUAUUAAAUCCAAACAGCCAGCCAAUGUUGCAGAGCUAAUGAACCAACGGAUUCCUAACCACACCUGUGAAUUCCCAGGAAUCGUGGAGCAAAAAUCUUUGGAGGAGGCUGUUAAAGAGAAAAACUCUAAUACUGAAAUUCAUACGGUUCAGAAAUAAAUAAAAAAUAUUGAAAUAUUUCAAAUGUAACGAGUUCGUACGG
Cryptomeria japonica (Japanese cedar) is the source of this 1713-nucleotide messenger RNA. RefSeq names its product purine permease 3-like. Gene Ontology annotation, cellular component: membrane. The transcript has a single exon. The record is from RefSeq and is a predicted model, not a curated record. NCBI's taxonomy places the organism in Eukaryota, Viridiplantae, Streptophyta, Pinopsida, Cupressales, Cupressaceae. Gene Ontology annotation, molecular function: purine nucleoside transmembrane transporter activity. The coding region runs from base 537 to 1670 and encodes 377 amino acids.